This is a messenger RNA of Penicillium brevicompactum, 3618 nucleotides long. RefSeq names its product DNA-directed RNA polymerase III core subunit RET1. Bases 1 to 3618 code for a protein of 1205 amino acids. The transcript is spliced from 3 exons. The record is from RefSeq and is a predicted model, not a curated record. Gene Ontology annotation, molecular function: DNA-directed RNA polymerase activity; DNA binding; ribonucleoside binding. Gene Ontology annotation, cellular component: RNA polymerase III complex. Gene Ontology annotation, biological process: DNA-templated transcription. NCBI's taxonomy places the organism in Eukaryota, Fungi, Ascomycota, Eurotiomycetes, Eurotiales, Aspergillaceae.
AUGCCUCCGCGCAGAAGGCCCCAGCCCUCUGCGGCUAGCCAGCGACGUCAGUCAGAGGCUGAUCCCACGAAGAAGAAGCGCCCUUCGCAAUCCAAUCCAGAACCCGAGCCUGAACAAGCUGCUCCCGAGCAAGCUCCGCCUCAGGAUGACCCCAAUGCUCCGAAGUUCACUCCGCGGGAUCCGUUCGAUGCGCUAUUGGAACCAUUUUACUACAACAAGGGACUCACAGACCCAAUUGACACUGCCAAGGACAAAUGGAACCUGCUACCGGCUUUCCUUAAGGUUAAGGGACUGGUGAAGCAGCAUAUUGACUCAUACAACUACUUUGUGGAAGUGCAGAUGAAGAAGAUCGUCGAGUCGAGCUCUACAAUUCGCAGUGACGUGGACCAUAACUUUUACAUAAAGUUCACCGAUGUCUAUGUCGCCACGCCCCGACGCGCCGACGAGCAAGGCGACGGUGGUUAUGAUUUCGAGUCAACGAUUACGCCGCAAGAAUGCCGACUGCGAGACACUACUUAUGCUGCGCCUAUUCUUGUUGACUUCGAAUAUGUUCGUGGUCGGCAGAGGGUUAUUCGACGAGGUGUUCCCAUCGGAAGAAUACCUCUCAUGCUUCGUAGCUCCAAGUGUGUACUGUCCAACAAAACACCCGCUCAGAUGAGCAUUCUCAACGAGUGCCCUCUUGACCCCGGUGGUUACUUCGUUGUCAACGGAACGGAAAAGGUCAUUCUGGUUCAAGAACAGUUGAGCAAGAACCGAAUUAUCGUUGAAACCGACCCAAAGAAAGAAAUCGUCCAGGCAUCGGUUACCAGUUCUUCCAACGAGCGCAAAUCCAAAAGUUAUAUUGUUUUGAAGAAAGAACGGUUAUAUGUCAAGCACAACGUGCUCAACGAAGACAUUCCCAUCACAGUUCUGCUCAAGGCUAUGGGUAUCCACACCGAUAAGGAAAUGCUGGAAAUGGUCACUGGUGACGAUCAGCAAUACCAAGACGACUUCGCCAUCAACUUCGAAGAAGCCAUCAAUGUUGGUGUCUUCACCCAACAGCAAGCCCUUGACUGGAUCGGUUGCCGAAUCAAGAUCAACCGCAAACAUGCAACUUAUCGCAAGACCCACGUCCAAGAAGCUGUCGAGGCCAUCGCCUCUGUCAUUAUCUCCCAUAUCGAAGUCAAGGAUAUGAACUUCCGCCCGAAGGCUAUCUACGUUGCUCACAUGGCCCGUCGUGUUCUUAUGGCCAAGAAUGACGCAUCUCUAGUCGAUGAUCGUGAUUACCUUGGAAACAAGCGUUUGGAAUUGGCAGGUCAGAUGUUGGCUCUUCUUUUCGAGGAUCUGUUCAAGAAAUUCUGCUUUGAUAUCAAGAUGAACAUCGACAAAGUUCUGAACAAGCGUAACCGGGCGGAGCAGUUCGAUGCUUGGACCAUUGUGGCAAUGCACGGUAAUCAUAUCACCCAGGGCAUGAACCGAGCAAUCUCUACCGGAAACUGGAGCUUGAAGCGUUUCCGCAUGGAGCGCGCAGGUGUCACUCACGUUUUGAGUCGUCUGAGUUACAUUGCAGCCCUUGGUAUGAUGACCCGUAUCAGUUCGCAGUUCGAGAAGACCCGAAAGGUUUCUGGUCCUCGUGCCUUGCAACCAUCCAACUUUGGUAUGCUGUGUCCUGCCGAUACGCCCGAAGGUGAGGCCUGUGGUUUGGUUAAAAACUUGGCUCUCAUGACACAUAUCACAACCAAUGACGAAGAAGGCCCUGUGAGGAAUUUGAUGUUCAUGCUGGGCAUUGAAGAAAUCUCGAGCGUUGGUGGAAAACAACUCUAUGCCCGCGGAUCCUACACUAUCUCUAUCAACGGUACGCCAACUGGAUUGACGAGACGUCCCAAGUCUUUCCUCAACGCAUUCCGCAGACUGCGUCGCAUGGGCCGAGUCUCCGAGUUUGUCAGUAUCUACAUCAACCACCACCAGCGAGCUGUCCAUGUUGCGACGGAUGACGGUCGAAUCUGUCGACCUUUGAUUAUCGUCGAGAAGGGCAAACCCCUUGUCACAGCCGGCCACCUUGAGAAGCUGCGCGAUGGAAAGAUGGCGUUCGAUGACUUCCUCGCUCAAGGUCUCGUGGAAUACCUUGACGUGAACGAGGAGAACGACUCGUACAUCGCAAUCUACGAGAAAGAUAUUACAAACACUCACACCCAUCUUGAGAUUGAGCCGUUCACAGUCCUGGGUGCUGUCGCUGGUCUCAUUCCCUACCCUCACCACAACCAGUCCCCCCGUAACACAUACCAAUGUGCUAUGGGUAAGCAAGCUAUCGGUGCAAUUGCUUCCAAUCAGUUCCAGCGAAUUGAUUCAAUCCUCUAUCUCAUGGUCUACCCACAGAAGCCGAUGGUCAAGUCUCGAACCAUUGAAUUGACCAAAUACGACCAACUCCCUGCAGGUCAGAACGCAACCGUCGCUGUCAUGAGUUACUCCGGCUAUGAUAUUGAGGAUGCUCUGGUCCUGAACAAGGGCUCGGUGGACCGUGGAUUCGGACGUUGCCAGGUCUUCCGCAAAUACGUCACAACUCUCAAGUCCUACCCCAGUGGAGCCAAGGAUCAGCUGCAGGGACCAGACUACGAGAAUGAUGCUCCCAUCCGCAAACACGCCCUGCUCGAGUCCGACGGUUUGGCCGCUGUCGGAGAGUUGAUGAACUCCGGCGAAACCUACAUCCGAAAGGUUUCGCCCAGAGUCCAGAACUCAUCCGGCAUCGCAGGCUCUGAUUUCAACAGCGGCGGAGUCAUCGACGCUUCCAUGACCUACAAGCUACCCGAUCCCGCAUACGUGGACAAGGUUCUCGUCUCAGCCACAGAAGGUGAAACUCAGCUCAUCAAGGUUCUGACUCGACAAACCCGUCGCCCGGAAGUCGGUGACAAGUUCUCCUCUCGUCACGGACAGAAGGGUGUUGUGGGUAUCAUCGCCGAUCAAGCCGACAUGCCAUUCUCAGACCAGGGUAUCAACCCCGACAUUAUCAUGAACCCCCACGGUUUCCCCUCUCGAAUGACAGUCGGUAAAAUGUUGGAGCUUGUUGCCGGAAAGGCAGGUGUUCUCUCCGGCCAGCACGGCUACGGUACCUGUUUCGGCGGCAGUCCAGUCGAGGAGAUGUCCCAGAUCCUCAUCGACAAGGGCUUCAGCUACGGCGGAAAAGAUUACCUCACAUCCGGUAUCACCGGUGAGGCUCUGCCUUUCUACGUGUUCACCGGUCCUAUCUACUACCAAAAGCUGAAACACAUGGUUCAAGAUAAGAUGCACUCUCGUGCAAAGGGUCCGACUGCUACAUUGACUCGUCAGCCCACUGAAGGUCGUUCACGUAACGGUGGUUUGCGUCUCGGAGAGAUGGAGCGUGAUUGUCUGAUUGCGUACGGAACCAGUCAGCUGCUCCUUGAGCGAUUGAUGAUUUCUUCGGAUCGCCAUGAAGUCGAUGUUUGCGAACAGUGUGGUUUCAUGGGAUAUCUGAAUUGGUGUCCUGGAUGCAAGUCGUCUCGCUCUGUUGUGAAGAUGGUCAUUCCCUACGCUGCCAAGCUUCUCAUUCAAGAAUUGAUGAGUAUGAAUGUCACGGCUCGUCUCAAGCUUGACGACGAAUUCCCUGAGAUGAAGGGUCGUUAA